Molecule: messenger RNA, 1674 nt
Organism: Penicillium daleae
Lineage: Eukaryota; Fungi; Ascomycota; Eurotiomycetes; Eurotiales; Aspergillaceae
Exons: 5
Coding region: 1-1674 (557 amino acids)
Biological process (GO): transmembrane transport; carbohydrate transport
Cellular component (GO): membrane
Molecular function (GO): carbohydrate:proton symporter activity
Source: RefSeq, a predicted model, not a curated record
AUGAGAGGCACGAAGAAAAACGAACUUACCACCAUCAGUUACGGUGCGGACACCGUAAAUAUCGAUGGACCGCCGCAGGACGAGAAACGCAGCCAAAAGGCUUUGAUCGCCGAGGCGCAAAUCGGCUUUGCCGAUGAGAAAGAGUUAGGCCCAAGGGCAGCACUUAAAGCCUAUCCUAAUGCCGUUCUGUGGUCCCUUGCAUUCGCAGCCUGCGUUAUCAUGGAGGGUUAUGACACUGCCCUGCUUGGGAGCUUCUACGCAUAUCCUGCUUUUCAAAUCAGAUUCGGCCGUUUCGUGGGAGUUACGCCAAGCACGCCGAGUGGAUAUCAGUUAACCGCAGCCUGGCAAGCUGGCAUGGGCCAAGCCGGUGGUGUCGGCAGCUUUUUCGGAGCCGCUCUGAACGGCUAUAUGGUACCAAGAUGGGGCCAGAGGCGUGUUGUUAUAGGGUCCCUCAUCGUCUUAAUAAUUGGUAUCUUCUUUCCCUUUUUUGCAUCCAAUUUGAUUGUUUUAACGGUUGGAGAGCUUAUCUGCGGCUUUCCCUGGGGAAUCCUCACCACUUGUGCCACCUCCUAUGCGUCCGAAGUUCUGCCCACUUCUCUCCGGGUAUACCUGACUUCAUUCACCAAUAUGUGCUUUAUAAUCGGUCAACUCAUUGCAGCUGGCAUAUUAAAGGGCUUGUCUAACCAUAUAAAUCCAUGGGCCUACAGAAUCCCUUUCGCGAUUCAAUGGGUGUGGCCUUGUUUCUUAAUUCCGCUUGUGUAUUUUGCUCCUGAAAGCCCCUGGUAUCUGGUCAGGAAAGGCCACUUGGACGACGCAGAGAAAUCACUACGACGAUUUCAAAACCCCAAAGCGAAUAUCAACCCCACAAACACGCUCGCGGCAAUUAUCCAUACUGAUAAUUUUGAAAAGACGCACGAGGUGGGUACAACAUAUUUGGACUGUUUCAAAGGCGCGGAGCUUCGCCGAACCGAGAUCGCUUGCAUGGUCUUAACUGGUCAAAUCUUAUGCGGUAUCAAUUUUGCCUAUAAUAGCUCCUACUUCUUUGAAAAUGUCGGUGUUGGUACAUCUACAACUUACUCCCUUAACCUUGGGGGCACUUUCCUGGCUCUUUUUGGAUGCUUCGUCAAUUGGUUUGCUCUUAUGCCAUAUAUCGGUCGUCGUACGAUAUACGUCUGGGGUAUGGCAGUAAUGACUGUGAUUCUCAUUGUGAUUGGUAUCCUUAAUGUGUGGACUCAUCACAAACGGAUUGCCAUGACACAAGCUGUGCUUACUUUAGCCUGGACCUUGAUAUUCCAGUUCUCUGCCGGGCAGCUCGGCUGGGCGCUUCCAGCUGAAAUGGGAUCCACUCGACUCCGCCAGAAGACCAUCUGUAUCGCAAGAAACGCAAACGGUGUUGUUGGGAUCGUAGCGGGAGUUCUCCAGCAGUACUUCAUGAAUCCACAGGCGUGGAACCUCAAGGGCUACGUUGGAUUUGUUUGGGGUGGUACUUGCUUUUUGAUGUUUCUUUGGGCUUUCUUCCGGCUUCCUGAGACCUGGAACCGGUCUUAUCAGGAACUGGAUAUUCUCUUUGCGAAGAGGAUCCCGGCAAGGAAAUUCGCUAGCACUGAAGUGGAUCUCUUCGAGGACCAGGAGAUCGGCCUGGAUUUUAGAGAAGCUCCAGCAGACUUGGGUUAA